AUGAAACUCCAGAAUAAUGCAACUAUGGCAGAUUUUCAACUAUGGUUUAUUCCGAUUGAUAUUUUAAAUAUGAUAUGUUCUACCUUUUCUAUUAUACUUGCUCUAAUCUUUUUAUUUGUUAUUAUUUUGGAUAAAUUAUAUCAUAAAAUUCCAAUGUUACUCGUUGGAAAUUCAUGUGUAGCUGAAUUUCUAUUGGGACUUUAUUUGUUUGGUAUAACCAUAUUUACAUUUCAUCAUGAUCUUAAACUAAUUUACUUCUAUGAUUCAUUUUGUUUUUUACUGAGCUAUGUAGGUUAUAUAUCGAUUGGAGUACAAAAUUAUUCUUAUUUAUUACAAGCUAUCUAUCGAUAUAUUUUAAUUGUUUAUCCAUCUCGAUUAUUUUAUCGCUCAGUUCAAUUUCAAACAUUUCUGAUUAGCCUAACAUGGAUUUGUUGUAUUAUCUAUCCUAUUCCAUUAGUAUUUACUGGUCAAAUAAAGUAUCUUGUUGAUGAUCAAAUAUGUCAAAUGCCUAUUGAACUUUCGUUUUUAACGAUAUUCAAUGCAUUUUAUAUUUAUCUAUUUCCAAUGUUAAGUAUAAUAUUAAUAUAUUUAAAAAUGGUUCGAUAUGUACAUGAGAUGAGUAAACAUGUAACACCAGUUAAUCGAUUACUUCAUGCUCAACGAGAAUUACGAAUGAUCCGACGUAUAAAUUCACUUGUAUUCAUUUUAAUUGCACUUGGUAUCCCUUACACAAUCUUUAUUAUUAUGUCAUUUUUCAAUAACGUACCAAAAUAUCAUUUUCGUAUUGCUUUUGCAUUUAUCAAUGUAUCAUUGGUAUUUGUAUUGAUUGCUCUUUUCGAAAUUACAGAAACAUUGAGAACUUCUUUAAUGAAAAGAAUAAAUGGUCGACCAAUCAACGUUAUACAAACAGUAUCAUAA
Rotaria sp. Silwood2 is the source of this 918-nucleotide messenger RNA. The record is from the annotation of a GenBank genome assembly. Lineage: Eukaryota; Metazoa; Rotifera; Eurotatoria; Philodinida; Philodinidae.